Messenger RNA from Cloeon dipterum, 2868 nucleotides. Its product is annotated as oocyte zinc finger protein XlCOF6-like. The coding region runs from base 550 to 2277 and encodes 575 amino acids. Gene Ontology annotation, cellular component: chromosome. The record is from RefSeq and is a predicted model, not a curated record. The transcript has 3 exons. Gene Ontology annotation, biological process: regulation of transcription by RNA polymerase II. NCBI's taxonomy places the organism in Eukaryota, Metazoa, Arthropoda, Insecta, Ephemeroptera, Baetidae. Gene Ontology annotation, molecular function: chromatin insulator sequence binding.
UUAUUUAUAUAAAUUUUGUUUACUUUUUAAAUAAAAUUACUAAGUUAUUGUUCUCAUAACCUUACAUUCUUUCGAUAAAUAACUCUAUAUACGUAAAAAUUUGUGUUGUAUUAUUAACUCCAUAACUCCUUAACUUAACCUUCUCGAGUUUGUAAGGGCAACCAAUCAGCGUUCAGCGUUCUUUGAUUGCUGCGAUCUGAUUGGCGCACUCGUGAUUUUUGUAUGUUUAUGUUUAUACUCGUACAAUUAACCAGCUUCGAGCUUUAUUCGUUUUCUCCUCCUUGUCGCUUGUCGCACAUGUUAUACCACUCCGAACGAAGGCGAAGUUGUUGACAUCGCCUCACUGCAGAGACUACGAUUUGCAUACUCUAAUAUUUUUAACGGUACAUUGUAAGAAAAAGGAAGGAAGAGGAUCAGCGUUAAAUUAUUUCUUGUGACUGCCAACGCGCCCAACACAUUCGUAGAAACAGAGGGAGCAGGGGCGAGGGUAUUGAAAAUCAACGCUUUUAACCUUUGUGGGAAGAACGAAGAACACUUUUGAGUGGAGACAUGGAGAGUCGACAUUCCAGGAGCCUAAGGAGUCAAGUAGGAAAAACACCAAUUCAAAAGCCGCUGUGCCGACUGUGCGAGUGUCCGACGUCGGACGGCCACGUCCUCGCGUCGCAGGUGGACAGGUGGAAGCUGAGGAAAUGGGCCAUGGAGGUCAUGAACCUGACGGAAGAAGACGAAAACUUGCCGGACGUGGUCGGAGAAGACGCUUUGAUCUGCUAUUUUUGCAUCUGGCAGGCAGAGUUUGGGGAUGAGUCUGGAGACGAGGCUGUCGCUUGGUGGCCGAAAAAUCUUGAUUUGGAAGAAAACGCUAAGGUGUUGCGCGAGAAUUAUUCAGUUGGUGAAGUAGAACAGUGUUGGGUGCAGUUGGAAGAGGUUGAUCUGGCAAAAUGCACAAAGGAAUCCCCUAAGAAGAGAAAAUUCGACAUUGAUCUGGCCAAAUACGAAAAGAAAAUCCCUAAGAAGUGGAAAUACGGCAGUGGAGUGUGUUUUUACUGCGGCAAGAUGUACAACAGUCUGAGGCAUCACGUCAAGCUGAUGCACAAAGAAGCCAUCAAAUGCGGAAUUCGGGGUUGCAGGACUUACUUUCACACAGAGGAGGAAAAAGAGCAGCACAUGAUAGAGGAUUUACAUGAGAAACUAAACAAAACGUGUGAAAAGAAAAACAUAUGCUGCAAAUUUUGUGAAAAUUUCACAACAUUUUCCUCAAACCAAAUGUUGAGAUAUCACAUGAAACGUUAUCAUCCAGAACUUCCGGUGACGUGCACACAUUACGGCUGCAAAGAGUCCUUCAAAUCCAGGUCCGAGUGGAUUCUCCACAUUAACCUGUCGCACAAAGAAGGGAUAAAUCAUGACCUUUACUUAUGCGAGCAUUGCGAGUUUUUCACUACGCAUGAGUUUCUGUUGAGAAAGCACGAACAGGCAAAGCACAAGCCAAAGAUCUUCAAAUGCGACAGUUGCGACGCCAAAUUCGGCUCAAAAGUGUUGGUGAAUAAGCACUUCAAACGAUGUCACACGUUCGAAAAUUGCAAGUCUUGUGGUCAGGUCGUGACUCUCGGAUACAAGCCAUUUCACACAAAGCCAUCGGUUUGCUCCAGAUGCAAAGUUAGUUUUGAUUGCUCGGGUUUGAAUCAAUUACAUAAGAAAAGCUGCAAAUCAGUUCUUCUUAAAUGCACAGAAUGUGGGAAACCGUUCACCUUGAAUAAGCAGUUGAAUCGCCACGUGAAAAUCGUUCACACCAAAAGUACGAUUUUUCGCUGCGGCCAUUGCGACCAAAUUUUAUAUGAAAAACACCAAAUAAUAAAGCACAUGCAACGCAAACAUUUUCCAAAGACGAUCAAGUGUGAUGAGUGCGACAAAUUGUAUUCCUCCGAAUCAUUUCUCAAGUACCACAAACAGAGGUGGCACGAAUACGUUCGUUGUGCAGAAUGUGGUCAGGAGGUACGCCGUCAAAACAUGCCGAUUCACCGGACCGUAAAGAAUUGUCGCCGCUGCAAUUGCAAUUUCAAGUGCCAGGGAUUUCUCGAAAAGCAUAAGAAGAGUUGCGAAGAAACUGCCCUCCUUAGUUGCAAAGUGUGUGGAAAAGCAUUCAACGUGCGUUGGAAGUUGAAUUGCCACGUGAAACAAGUUCACAACAAAAGUGCGAUUUUUCGCUGCGACCAUUGCGAAUUUUCUGCAUUUAAGAAGAACCUAAUAGAAAGGCACAUUCAAUACAAACAUUUUCCGUAAGACUGUUUAGGUGUUGAAAGUGCAGCAAUUGUUUGCCAGGAAAUAUUUUCUCAAGCGUCAAAAGCACAGGCGGCACAAUGUGCUCAGGAGAUGAUUCGCCGUCCUUGAAAAGCAUUUUAAGAGCUGCCAGAAUAAUAAUUUUUAUUGUGACGAGAGCCUAAAUUUUCAUACUGUCGCGAGAAGCACAUUGAUGUGUAAAUGAAAUGUGCAGCAGUAUUAUGAAAAAUUAGACAAAUUAACCAGAAUAUUGCUCCUUUUACGGUUAUAUUGCUUCACUUUUAUAGUUUGGGAAAGGGUUUUUUUCUAAAAUAUAUAGCAAUAAAUAAUUUUUUAUCUACAAAUAUUUUCAAACACAAUUUUCAUUAAAUUUCCAUGCCCUUGGAUUCUUUUUUUUCCAUCCGGAUUUACACAGAAAAUUUGUGCAAAAUUUCUUCUUAAUUGAAAUUAUAUUAAAAAAUUAGGAACAAGCAAAAUCUUUAAUUUCUUUUAGAAAAAUCAACAAAUAGCAAACUACAAUUUAUUUUUCCUAUUGAGGAAAUUUUUCCCGAAAAUUCGCAAAACGUAUGAAAUAGAUCGCGGCAAGAGAGAUUC